Anopheles coustani is the source of this 2562-nucleotide messenger RNA. Its product is annotated as protein kinase shaggy. Lineage: Eukaryota; Metazoa; Arthropoda; Insecta; Diptera; Culicidae. The record is from RefSeq and is a predicted model, not a curated record. The coding region runs from base 1 to 2391 and encodes 796 amino acids. Gene Ontology annotation, cellular component: cilium; cytoplasm; nucleus. Gene Ontology annotation, biological process: protein phosphorylation; intracellular signal transduction; cilium assembly. The transcript is spliced from 7 exons. Gene Ontology annotation, molecular function: protein serine/threonine kinase activity; ATP binding.
AUGAAUCGAUACCUAACGCUCAGCCAGCUCGGGGAUGGUACGUACGGUACCGUCGUCCUUGGCCAGCGCAAGGACACCGGUGAAAAGGUCGCCAUCAAGCGCAUGAAGCGGAAAUACUACUCCUGGGAGGAAGCCAUGAGUCUUCGGGAGGUGAAGUCGUUGAAAAAGCUCUCCCAUGCCAACGUAGUGAAGCUGAAGGAGGUGAUACGGGAGAACGAUGUCCUGUACUUCGUGUUCGAGUACAUGCAGGAGAAUCUCUACCAGCUGAUCAAGGAUCGCGAUACCCACUUCCCGGAGGCGACGAUAAGACUGAUACUGCAGCAGAUUCUCACCGGUCUGGCGUUCAUGCAUCGGCACGGCUUUUUCCACCGGGACCUGAAGCCGGAGAACGUGCUCUGCAGUGGACCGGAAACGGUAAAAAUAGCCGACUUUGGGCUCGCGCGGGAGAUACGCUCCCGUCCGCCGUAUACGGAUUACGUUUCGACGCGAUGGUAUCGUGCUCCGGAAGUACUUCUACACUCAACUAGGUACGGUAGUUCCAUAGAUCUUUGGGCGGUGGGAUGCAUCAUGGCGGAGCUGUACACGUUUCGGCCAUUGUUUCCCGGUUCCAGCGAGGUCGACCAACUGUUUAAGAUAUGCUCCGUCUUGGGCACGCCCGACAAGACGGACUGGGCGGAGGGCCAUAAGCUGGCCGCAACGAUCCAGUUUCGAUUUCCGGAGUGCCCAAGGAUUCCCCUAGCAACCCUGGUGACACGUGCCAGCACCGCCGGCAUUCAAUUGUUGGAGGAUCAGCUCCAGUGGGACCCGGAAAAGCGACCAACUGCGCAGCAAUCAAUGAAGUACCCGUACUUCGGCUCGACAAAGUCCCGCACGUCGGCGCAUCAUACGACGAACGGUGCGUCCACAACUAACACGUUAUCCCAGCAUAAUCAGCCGGCAUUUGCGAACGGUUCCAACGGGCGACUGUCCAUCAUGGAGCUGGCUCCCAACGCCAAGCACCCGCGGGACGCCGAUGCGAGCAAUGGCAACUACAAACCGAUCAGCAACAGCGAGCUGAACGAGCUGAACUCGAUGCUGAGCCUGUCGCGCGUAUCCGAGGUACCGUCCAACGUGACGUCCCAGCAGUCGCAAGCACCCUACGCCACUGACGGCGGGGGUAAAGCAACACGGUUCCAGAGUGGCAUCAACUACAGUGUGCUGAACGAGAUGCUCAACAGCUACAACGCGGGCCUCGGCGUUCCGGCGCAGGGCAGACAAUUCCGGAGCGAUGGAGUAGCUCCUUUCAGCAAGCCGAUCGUGGCAACCGAGCCGAACAGUGUUGCCCAGGGGACCGACGUUGGUCACACCACGAACACGAACGGGGUCGGAUCGGUGGUCAGCUACUCCAUCAUCAAACCCGCGAUAGUGAGCGUGGCCGAACGGGGUGCGACGGAGUUGCCGGUAGUACCGGUGGGGGUGGCCAGCGGGCGGAAGGAAAAGGUGAACGAUAUCUUCGUGACACGAAACCCCGACUACCAUCAUCAGCAGGGUGCUUCGAAGCCAGGCGUGGCGCGGGUCCUUCCGGUGCUAGACAGUGACGAUUCGAGCUUCUUCGGAAGUGGCUUUUACCUGCACAAGAAAAACUCGGUCCCGACGGGGAAAACGGGCACCAGUGCCGCCAGUGUCGGGGGUGGUAGCGAUGGUGCGCUGGGUGGUACGGGGCGCACCGGUGGGAGUGGAAUGUUUCGCGACGGUUUUGCUCAGGAUGGCAAGGUGUACAAUGCGUUCUCGAAGCAACCGAUGCUGAUGUCGCGGAAGACGGACGAAGACCUGAAGCUGUAUCGGAACCGCAAUGGGACAAUGAACCGCGCGAUUCAUGGCCACUUCAGCAAAAGCUGGGAGCCCACGAACCAGCAGGGUGGCAGCUUUGAGGACGAUGCGCUAGAGGACAUUCUGGGGAGCCGAGUUAAAGCGACCAACAAGAAAACCACGAACGACUUCAAACUGGAGGACCUAUUUGGCACCAUGUCGUUCAGCAAGGACACGACCACCUCCAAGUACCCGAACACGGUUCCAUUUGCAAAGGGAAGUACGAAGAACGUCGGUGCUGGCGGAACGAUGGCGGAUAUUUUCGAUAACUCGGCGGCGAAACCGUCGCACUCAAGUGCAAACGUUGCGCCGCGGAGGAAAAACCCGCAGCAGAUCUUCGUUUCCAACAAUGGCAAUCUGGGCAGCAACGAGUUUACCGGCAUUAAUGCAUCCUUCAAGCUGUUCCCCUGGGACGAUAUAGCGCCGAAAAACGCGGGCGAAAAGAAGCAAUGGGUACCGGAGGGUGGAGUAUUGGCGUACGUCGGAACCGGGAAUGAUCACACCGGACGGACAGAUUGGGCCGCCAAGUACCUGAGCAAAUAAAGGAUCGGCACACUUUAUGCAGGCCUCACGUUGCGUUGCAUUGUAGCCUUUUGUUCUCGUUCUGUCUAGGAAACUAUCUGUGAUAGAUCAGCGUAACAUUAGACAAUUGAAACAGUUGUUACGGCGUUGAUGUGUUUUCUGGUUAAUAUUCUAACUGUAAACAAUGUAUAG